AUGUUCCACUUCCGUAUCUUAAGUUGCUCCGACCUUCCAAUUAAGGAUGCUAACGGUCUCAUCGAUUCUUACGUAGUCAUCGAGACUAAGGGCAAGGACCAGAAGCCAAGACCAGGUGGCAAGACAAAAGUUGUCAAGAAUAACUUGAAUCCAACAUACCCAGACCAAGUCUUCGACAUCCCAUCCGAUGACUGCUACACAAUCAAGUUCACAGUCAUGGACCAGGAUCCAUUUAGAGAUGAUAUGGCUUGCUGGAUCAAGAUCAAGGUCCCAUCUCUUUUCGCCAGACUCGGCGAGAAGAUCACAAAGGAGAUGGUUGUCAUCAACCCAGAGCACCAUCCAAACUGCCACCCAAUGAUCACCUUCAUGGUCGAACUUGAGGGCAACCUUGCUGAAGACUACCCAGAGCAGGCUCCACCACCACCACCACCAGAGCCAGCCAAGCCAAAGGUUGAACCAGUUACAUUCGAGCAGGUCAACGACGGCAACAAGUACUUCUUCAACAUCCUCAUCCUCAAGCCAGACGAGAAGAAGUACUGGUUCUCUGAGAACCAGAACCUCCCAGCCUUCGUCAAGAAGGAUGGCGACAAGUACACAGUCGAUGCCGAAGGCCAGGGCAACCUCAUCGUCGUUCCAGUUAUCAGAACACAGACAGCUUUCAAGAAGGCUAACCUCCAGGUCAAGGCUAACGAUGUCACACUCCAGCAGGAACUCAAGUACCGUGGCGAAUGGCUCAUGAACCAGGCUCUCCUUCUCCCAACAAAGGAAGUUAAGAAGUUCAAGCCAGUCCACCGUAACAACUGGGAAACAAACAAGUGGAUCGCUUCCCUUCCAGAAGAACUUGCUCCAAAGGGCGACUACCAGGAAUUCUAA
Molecule: messenger RNA, 873 nt
Organism: Trichomonas vaginalis G3
Lineage: Eukaryota; Parabasalia; Trichomonadida; Trichomonadidae
Product: C2 domain-containing protein family
Exons: 1
Coding region: 1-873 (290 amino acids)
Molecular function (GO): calcium ion binding
Source: RefSeq, a predicted model, not a curated record